Rhizopus microsporus ATCC 52813 is the source of this 543-nucleotide messenger RNA. RefSeq lists its product as uncharacterized. The transcript has 2 exons. The record is from RefSeq and is a predicted model, not a curated record. NCBI's taxonomy places the organism in Eukaryota, Fungi, Mucoromycota, Mucoromycetes, Mucorales, Rhizopodaceae. Bases 1 to 543 code for a protein of 180 amino acids.
AUGAACUCAGAAGAGAACCAAAGAUACCCAAGGAUUUUGCUGAAAUAUACUAGUGAAUUACCUACUUUAAAAACUGAAAACCUGACUUCAUUUUUACUAGCUGCCUCUACGCUACAAAACUAUCAAAGAAUUCAUAACCAUUACUACCAAGAUAAAUGUUCAAGGCGUAUAUCAACAAGCAAGAGUGAGCUCAAGAAAUUGUUAGAAGACUCUUUGACAGCAGUAAAAAAGCAUGGCACAUCAAGCACAGUUGGCGCUAAACACCAAAACCUAAAUAAAAGCAAACAUGUACCUUUACCUCCUGCUGACCUCUCUUCCUCUUCACAAAGAAAGCAAAUCAUUGGGUUCGGAAAUGGUUCUUUUUGUUCAAGUAUGAAAGGAAAACGAGCUGCACCUAUUAGACGUACUACUGAAGAAAUCAAACGAAAAUGCAAACAACCUAAAGGGAGAGCUGAAUUUGUUUACGUUGACGAGUAUUUAACGAACCAGAUCUGUAACAAGUGUAAAAUGAAAGAAAUGAAUACAUUCUAUUCUCAAGUGUGA